AUGACCGGGUUGACCUGCCCUAUGUCUCGCGCACUCGCAGCUCCAGCUCAGUAUAUAAAGGAGGACAACGGCGGGCGAAGAACGGCUGGGAAGGCAGAGACCGGAUUUGUAAAUAAGACCGUUAAAAUCUGUGUUUUAUUUACAAAAGUUAUGCCGGCUAAUUUUAAGUAUCGUACCCAGUUGUUUUAGAUCGUUUUUCCUUUUUUUGCUCUUAUUCCUCGCUUGAUUUCCGUGUGGUUUUACACUACGCGUAAUGGCGAGCUCGGCAAACUCGAAUCCAGUGGUAAGGAUCAUUCUCAAGAGGGUAGUCAGUGAGACAGAACUAGUUAUGAUGAUGGCAAACUAACUGCUAGCUGCCAAAAAAGUUAUUCUGAGUGCAAAAACAUAAGGGAACCUAGGGAGUAUUGUUUGCAAACAUUUUAGAUUCUCAUCAAUAAAAAUGAUAGGCGUAAGUACAACAAUCGGCCAUUUUAACCUCUUCGAACCCAUAGCUAAAUCAUUUUCAGAAUGCAGCUGGGGAAUGACGUUGGUAACUUAUCUUUGGCAAAUGUUCUCAGAUGCAGUUUUAAGCUUUAGCUAGGUGGCAGUUUUUUUUAUAGUUUAAGCUAGAUAAAUAUCAACCUAGAAAUGUGAUUUGAGCCUUGUUGAUUGGCUUGUAUGCUAAUUUGCAAGCUAUGCUGCCACCUAACUACAGUAACUAGUCAACAUGCAUUAACUAUAUUGGUGAAUUUAUUGUUUCCUGGAGAUCUAGUUAAAAAAAUUAUGUAACGUAGUUAGCUAGCAAUAACGUUAGGUCUCGUACUAACUAGUAACUUUAGUAGCUACAUGAGCUUCGAGUUUAGGAGUUGUUCCUCGAACCUAAUGAAAACUAGCAGUUUGCCUCGAUGUACAGUUGGAAGCACCUUCUCAUCCAAUGCGCAUUUGUUUAAUUCCUAUUGUCAGAAUUAAAACUGAUUAUCAGGUGGAAUGUAUUGCUUGAUAAUUUCAAACAAGGGCGUACAGUGCCUCUGUCCACCAUUACACGAACAAGGCUGCUCGCUAGCCGCCCCAAAACACCUCGUCCUCUAUUCUCCACCAUUUGUCCCUAUCUCUAAAAUCAAAUUGUAACCAGCUAAAGUCACUAUCUUCUAGCAACAAUUAUAUUUACAUCCAACAUUCGAAUAUUAGUGACUGCGAGCUUGAGCCAAUGUGCGCCUGACUCCCGCUCCGUAAAAUGGCUUCCAUGUCUCCUCUCUCGACGGUUGUGACCCUCCUCCUUUCUGCAGCUCGGUUUUAUACAGCCAUAUUGGCUCUCUAAUAUAGACUGCCCGGGAUGGGAAGGCGCUACUCAACGCUACGUCACAGUCUCUACGUAUAAACACCAGACUGAUCUUUAAAUAGUGAGCAGACAGGCCAAGAGGCGGGGAGUUAGAUGGGGACACCGGGGAAAGUGGCCGCUGUCGCUGUUCAUGCGACCAUUUUAGUUUGAGGGUAUAUGGUCGAUGAUUCAACGUUGCAAUCUAUCUUGUGUUGCAAUCUAUCUUGUGCAUGGCCGAUUGAGUUUAGUUAGCGCAAGCUGAUCGAUUUAUUUCGGUUGUUUACAGUUAGAGAAAAUCCUAAAGUCCGAUUGAUUGAGCAACGAUUCCUGUGUUAACUUGUUUACCGUGUGAAAGCUCCCAUAUGCACUGACCAUUUGCUGUCUAGUCCAGGGUUUCGCAAACUCGCCCCCCCCCCCCGCAGGUUUUUUAGCCCUAGCAAUACACCGCUGUUUCAAAUAAUCAAAGCUUGAUAAUGAGUUGGUUGUUUUAAUCAGCUGUGUAGUGGUAGGGCAAAAAACAACGUGCACCCGGGGGCCCAUGACCGAGUUUGGAAACCCUGGUCUAGUCUAUCAUCGGUAAUCUCUAGUGUAACAUUAUUGCUGACCAUGGCUAUCAUGAAAUAUCACCGUUUUCAAUAAUGUAGGCUACAAUCAUAUAUUAAUUACUUGAUAACUUGAUUCUGAAUUGUCCCAACUUCUCCAGGAAUUGUUAAAAUGUUUGGGAAUGCAAUGAAAGUCUGCACACUUUUACUUUAAAAAACAUAAUUUAAUCAUUUGGAACUGAUUUUACAUACUUUAGUUGUAAGAAUUGCACAUUUAUUUUGUUGCAAUUUUGGGGUUUCUAGAGUCUGUUCAUUUUAAAAUUCUUAUGGUAUGUAGUUUAUGAAUGCCUGGCACUGAACUUCAAAGGCAGUCACACCCCAAAAUAUGAAAUUUUUCAAAACAUGAAAUUUUGCAUUAUUUGUUGGCCAACAUCCUUUACCAAGCUGCAUUUGAGUACAUUUCAGUUAUCACAAUGUGGAAUAACUAUACUAUAUAUUAGAGCACUUCUAACAGUACUCUGUAUGUUCUCUCAGCCUAAACUGUACAGGUCUGUGAUUGAAGAUGUUAUCAACGAGGUCCGGGAGCUCUUCUUGGAUGAGGGGGUGGAUGAGCAGGUUCUCAUGGAGCUCAAAACGGUACGGAACUCAUCACUUCUUCCUUUUAGUCGCAUUCCAUUCUAUAAUGUUCUUCCUCAUCUACAGUCUGCCAUGGUCUCCCUCCCUUUUUGCAGAUCUGUAGUAGAUCUUACUAUAGGCCUCAAUCCCAAAUGAAUGGACCAUCUAAUUCCACAUUCCUUUAGUGGUCAGAGGACAAGCAAGUCUGAAGAUCCCUCUGGAAAACAUGAAGUUCUAUUAAAGUCUAUAAACAGAUGGUCAACUUCUUACCUACCCCCCCCUCCAUUUUAAAGUUUUCCUCUCAUCUUCCCUAGCUGUGGGAGAACAAGUUGAUGCAGAGUAAGGCAGUGGAGGGCUUCCAUACCGAGGAGCAGGCGGCCCUCCAGGCAGCAGCAGCCCAGCAGCAGGCCCAGCAGCAGGCCACCCAGCAAGCCCAGGCACAGCAGGUCCUCCUGCCCCCGCAGCAGCAAGGUGAGUCCCAGGCCCCGGCCCUGACACACCAACUCUGUUGUCCUUGGUACGUUAUGGGCUGGUUACCCAGACACAGAUUAAGCCUAGUCCUAGAGUAAAAAGCAUGUUCAGUGGAUAUUCUCAAUUGAUUCUGCUUUUUUAGUUUAAUCUGUGUUCAGGAAAUUAACCCAGCCUAUAAGAGUUGCUUUAAACCCUUGCCCCGUUUUACAGCCAUGCCCAGCCCCAGCCUCUAACACCUCUAAUCACCCUCUUUCUCACUUCUUGGUCCACUUCCAGUGUAUGAGCAUAUUUGGGGCAUUGAAAAGCGCUAUGUAAAACCCAUGUAGAUGGUUCCCUGACACGCCCCUUUAAAGCCAACCACCCACCUCAGACCAGCCCCUGCCUGCCACCCCUAACAUUUUUACAUUUACAUUUUAGUCAUUUAGCAGAUGCUCUUAUCCAGAGCGACUUACAGUUAGUGAGUGCAUACAUUAUAUUUUUUCAUACUGGCCCCCCGUGGGAAUCGAACCCACAACCCUGGCGUUGCAAACGCCGUGCUCUACCAACAUCCCUAACAUCUAACCACCAUGUCUGGUAUUUUCACACUCACAAUGUAUGAUAUAAAUUGCUAUAAGUCCAGACACAACAGGUCCUCGUCUAAGUUGCCUAAUUCAAAGUCAAUUUCAAAGAACUACUUGAAAUGACUAUCUAUCUGCAAAGUAUGUGAAAACCACAAAGGCAUUGAAAAGAGAAUCCAUUCUCAUUCACAGUGACGAGCUGGCAAUCGACCCGGCCUACUGUCACAAGCGGUAAUAUAAUCACUUGAUUAUUAUUAUUUAUUAUUAUUAUACAGGAUUUAUUGAUUACAUACACAGUUUGUUCCAAAGCUGCAUUGACAAGAUGUCGUUUCACAUUUAUUAGAAGUAUAAUUACUGAGUGUAUGUAAUCAAUACUUUAAUGGAUACAUGUAUCUCCCCCUCUCUCUCCACAGCACCCCAGCAGCAAGUCAUUGUGCAGGAUCCUAAGAUUCUGCAGCACAUGAGUGCAACGGGGAUGGUGAGUGGAGUAAGGUGGUUGUCUGUAGAUAUACUACACAUUUAGGAUCAGAGACGUAAGAUCUGGCGCUGAGCGUGACUGACCAGGACAGAUGGAACAGAGGGAUGAGGGGGAGGAGACGAGGAGACGUGAGGCCACGCAGGAAAUCGUUUAGUGAGAGCUACGGAUUUCAGACUGGAUUACUGAGCAGAUAAACCUGGAAGAGCCUCACACUCGUCUGUUCUAGGCCCCCCCCCCGGUAUUUUCUGAGCUGAAGUUAGAUCAGUUUUAGAGUCAGGGACAUUCUCGCUCUGUUUUUUAAAGACUAGAUAGAAAGGUGUCUCCCUAGUUUCUGACCUGUUUUCGGACGGCCUGUUUUUCCUGUCUAAUCUUCCCCGACCAACUGGUUUUGUCUUCUGAACUCACAUCUGUCAUAGAUUUAGAUGCUGUAAUCUUUGUGAGAUGCACAUAUUUCACAGGUCUGCACAGAAUGUAGGAUUAUUAUAGCAAAUUGAGGUUACAUUUUAAAUGAUUCUCCAGACAUGUUAAUCUGUGCAGUCUUAUCUUGAACAAGCACACACUCUCGCACUCUCUCCCCCCCCCCCCCCCCCCCCCCCCCCCCCCCCGAAUGAUUAGGAGUAGCUAUCUGUCCUUGUCCUUGCCUGGUUAGUAAUAUGUGUUUUCUCUGUUUGUCCUGUAGAGUGCAGCAGCCACCGCAGCAACCCUGGCCUUACCCACAGGAGUCAGUCCCUACCAUCAGCUUAUCACCAGCCAAGGUAGAACAUUUUACAUCACACCAGCUCUAGUGUUAAUCAUGUAUUAUAACUGAUUCAUUGAUUUGAUUAUUUGAAAACUAAAAGUAUAUACACAGCCGUAUUGCUGCAGAAAGAUUACUUCACCAAAUACCAAUCUGUUUUUUUGUUCUGCCCUGAAUUUCUUAUGUCCUUUCCGGGUGACGCACAUCAGGCAAUUUGCCCCAGAAUUGUUUUCUUAAGACAGCGGAUGGUGUGUACAACCUAGGAAUAAGAAGCCUUUCUUUCUGACUUGUUAAUAUACUUGUUUCUCAACAUUCAAACUGUUCUUGGUCUGGUCAUGGUUUCGAUAAUCUGGAUCUUGGGUUGAGUCUCACGAGGUUGGGUCUGGGUCUUGAGGGCUUCGGUCUCCAUUGCUCUCUCCUCUCCUCUGUUCUCCAGUCAGAUCCUGAACAUACUCUUCAUAGGUCUAAUAUCCUCCGAUCUCCUCUCUGACCCCAGGUCAGAUCCUACAGUUUGUGCGUGCGGCCAACGGUGCUCAGUACAUCAUCCAGCCCCAGCAGCAGAUGGUGCUACAACAGCAGGUCCUUCCUCAGAUGCAGCCAGGCGGCGUGCAGGCUCCUGUAAUACAGCAGGUACGCCCCAUUACACAGGUAGGUCCGCUCACUGUCCUCCCACAUACACUACAUGACCAAAAGUAUGUAGACACCUGCUCGUCGAACAUCUAAUUCCAAAACCAUGGGUUGGUCAUCCCUUUGCUGCUGUAACAGCCUCCACUCUUCUGGGAAGGUUUUCCACUAGAUGUUGGAACAUUACUGCGGGGACUUGCUUCCAUUCAGCCACGAGCAUUAGUGAGGUCGGGCACUGAUGUUGGGCGAUUAGGCCUGGCUCGCAGUCGGCGUUACAAUUCAUCCUAAAGGUGUUCGAUGGGGUUGAGGUCAGGGCUCUGUGCAGGCCGUCAAGUUCUUCCACACCGAUCUCGACAAACCAUUUCUGUAUGGACCUCGCUUUGUACAUGGGGCAUUGUCAUGCUGAAACAGGAAAGGGCCUACCCCAAACUGUUGCCACAAAGUUGGAAGAACAGAAUCGUCUAGAAUGUCAUUGUAUGCUGUAGUGUUAAGAUUUCCCUUCACUGGAACUAAGGGGCCUAGCCCGAACCAUGAAAAACAGCCCCAGACCAUUAUUCCUCCUCCACCAAACUUUACAGUUGGCACUAUGCAUUCGGGCAGGUAGCGUUCUUCUGGCAUCCGCCAAACCCAGAUUAGUCUGUCGGACUGCCAGAUGGUGAAGUGUGAUUCAUCACUCCAGAGAGCGCGUUUCCACUGCUCCAGAGUCCAAUGGCGGCGAGCUUAACACCACUCCAGCCGACGCUUGGCGUUGCGCAUGGUGAUCAAAGGCUUGUGUGCGGCUGCUUGGCCAUGGAAACCCAUUUUGCUUCCAGAGGCAGUAUGGAACUCGGUAUUGAGUGUUGCAACCGAGGACAGACGAUUUGUGCGCUACGUGGGCGGUCCCGUUCCGUGAGCUUGUGUGGCCUACCACUUUGCGGCUGAGAGGUUGUUGCUCCUAGACGUUUCCACUUAACAAUAACAGCACUUACAGUUGACCGGGGCAGCUCUAGCAGAGCAGAAAUUUGAUGAGCUGACACGUUGGAAAGGUGGCAUCCUAUGACGAUGCCACGUUAAAAGUCACUGAGCUCUUCAGUAAGGCCAUUCUACUGCCAAUGUUUGUCUGUUGAGAUUGCAUGGCUGUGUGCUCAAUUUUUAUACACCUGUCAGCAACGGGUGUGGCUGAAAUAGCCGAAUGGAGGUGGUCCCCCUCGUGCAGGUGGUCCCCCUCGUGGAGGUGGUCCCCCUCGUGCAGGUUGUCCACAGUUCAGUUAAGAGUAUUUUGCGGCCACUUGCUCACUAACCAGGGCCAGAAUACCUGGUCCUGUGUCAGAGCUGUGGUAGAUGGCAUGUGUGAGCAUAAGUAGUGGAGCAUGAAAUGGCCGUUAACCUAUGGGCCUUCUGUGAGGUCCUCAGAUCCACAGAAGUGACUUAAGAUGGCUGUUAUGUUGUGCAAGCUGAGUGGUUUUGGAAGGUGAAGUGUCCGUUACUAGUUCCUGGUGGUUCAGUGGGGUGUAAUAUCAUGUUGCUACCCCCCAGGUGCUGGCUCCUCUCCAGGGAGGCCUCCCCCAGCAGACGGGAGUCAUCAUCCAGCCUCAACAGAUCGUCCUCACUGGGAACAAGGUCCAGCAGAAUGCACAGGUCAGACAUUAUGCACUCGCUAGUCACUACUGGCGCACCAUAGAAACAAAGGAUAGUACACUUAUUUUGAUAAAAUAUUCAUUAGUAUAACUACAUUCAAUGUAUUUUUAUACUCCGCUUUUGAGAAGCUAUAGAUAUGCAUAUUCAAGAGGGAAUUUUAAAUUGUAUUAUACAAAUGGUGCUUCCUCUGCUGAACACCCCAUCCCACAUUCAACCAGCUCUCACCAACCAGUCCUUCUCAACCCAUCCCUCUCUUCAGGUAAUGCAGAUGGCAGGCCAGCCUGGCCAGGUGCAGCAAAUACAGCAGCAGGUCCAACAAGUACAACAGGCCCAGGGUGGAGCUGCUCCAGGGGCCCCACAGCAGCAGCAAGCCAAGCAGCAGCCUCCUAUGAUGCUGCAGGUUGACGGAGCGGGAGACACGUCCUCAGAGGACGAGGAUGAGGAGGAGGAGGAGUAUGAUGAGGAUGAAGAUGAAGAGAAGGAUAAAGCUGGAGGGGAGGACGGACAGGUGGAGGAGGUGGGUAGUACUCUCAAUGAGACCGAGAGAGAGACACACAAUGGUUCUAAACUUUUAACCUUAGAAUGUUUAUGACCUACUGACUAGUUGAACAAAACUAUAUCUCUAACAAGCUCCAAAGCACUUUACCAGCACACUGUUGUACUCUAUAAAUUUGGCUGUAGAGACAAUCUAGAAUUGACUGUAGACAUUGAGUGAUAGGAUGAAUAUAUGUGGGUUAUUAACCUCCCUCUCUCUCUCAGGAGCCUCUGAACAGUGAAGAUGACGUGAGUGAUGAGGAGGACCAAGAACUGUUUGACACCGAGAACGUGGUCGUGUGCCAGUACGACAAGGUAAGGCAUCCCCAGAUGACAUUAUCGUGUGUGACUACAAUACGAGGCAUCCUGUGUGUGAGGAAACCCCAGACUUCCCGUGUGUGUGAGACUGGUAUCCCCGUCUGCUCCCCUCCUAACGCCAACACUGACACUGUCCAUUGGUUUCCCUCCGAUAAACACACACGCACGGUAUUGUGUGAAAGAGAGGCAUCCCAGUCUGUUCCUACCUAACUCUCACACUGUUCCCUCCUCUCCUCAGAUCCACAGAAGUAAGAACAAAUGGAAAUUCCACCUGAAGGAUGGGAUUAUGAACCUGAAUGGCCGAGACUACGUCUUCUCCAAAGCCAUCGGGGACGCUGAGUGGUAAAACACACAACAAAAAAGGGUGCGUCCCAAAUGGCACCCUAUUACCCAUAUAGUGCACUAUAUAAUCCUCUGGUCAAAAUUAGUGCACUACAUAGGGGAAUAGGGUGCCAUUUGGAAUGUAGACAAAGAAACAAAACACCACAAAGGAACUCUGGAACUUUCUGUUCGAGAAAGAGAGGGAGACAUCAAUAACUUAAGACCAGGGAAUCACUGGAGACAUUUCAGCCAGAAGGCCUGUGGUGGGUUGGUGGGGGAAGGAAAAAAACGUGACACGCCACCCAAAACUGUGAGAUGCACAUCUGAAUGAAUGGUAUUUCAGUAUCAAUACCCAACAAGCCUGAGAAGACUGAGGGUUCUAUGAUGCAGGGACAGAGGAGGGAUCCUUUGAGCAUCUUUGUUUGAAUGAAUUCACCUUCAUUUUGAACUGACUGUCCUCUUACACACUUGUAGUUAUAGUGGACCAGAUAUAACCACCGACUUGAGUUGACCCACCCUAAACACUUUAUACCUAUAGGUUUGAAUCAAGGUCAAAGUUCAGUAAAAAUGCCCAGCGAUUGAACAGGGAAAUCUGUCAAUCCCAGUUGUGCCCAGCAAUUAGCUAGGAAACCUGUCAGUCAAUCCCAGUGUUUAUUUUUUAUUUUUUAGUGACCCGGCACUACACAGUAAAGUUGACACCGGUGUAUUGAGUUAAGAUGGCUUUUUGCAAAGGCUGAUGUUAUUAGCUUCUUGUUGUAAUUCUCCAUUCCAUGUCGCUGAUAUGAUAUUCCUGCCACAUGUUCUCAUGGUCCAUACAAGAAGUUUCCUUCCGGGUAUCUAGUUGAUACUAAUACGCACUGUGUGUUCGGCAGUGUAGCGCUCCCCUCCUGUUAUCGUUGUAACUUUUUAAAGAUGUAUUUUUUUUAAUGGUUUAUGAUGAAGACCAACACCACUAAAGUCAAAAUGACAAUAACGACCUAGUGAUGUAAAUUGAGUGAAGGAAACCCAGGGCACCUCCUAUUCCCUGUAUAGUGCACUAC
Molecule: messenger RNA, 9150 nt
Organism: Coregonus sp. 'balchen'
Lineage: Eukaryota; Metazoa; Chordata; Actinopteri; Salmoniformes; Salmonidae
Source: the annotation of a GenBank genome assembly